GAGUGGUCCAAGUUUCAUUGGUUCACAUCCUAUAGUGGGUUGGUAAAGUGGCCCACUUUGUGUAUCUCUACCUAUAUUCCCCUCCUCAAAUAUUGAAAAAAAAAUAAUAGCUUCUUGUUUCUUGAUACAUUUUCAGUUCUUCUACUUAGUGGUUCUCAACCACUACAAAAGAUUUGAGUAUUAUUUCCUUAAUCUUCAUCCAAACACCUGGCCAUUUUUAUUGUUUGUUUCUAGGGGAAGUUUGUUCAAUAUUACAUUCUACAAGUGGCUCAAAUAUAUAUAAGUUAAGAUGAAGGGCCAAAGGAAUAUCUAUAUUUCUCCUUAUCUGCUCAUUAUUUGAAAUACCAAAAGGCAAAAAAGGAUUCAAGAUACCUCAGUUCCCUUUACCAACAUUUCAAAAUGGCUUCUUGCAACAUGAAAUAUCAGUUCACAUUGGUGUUGUUUUUCAUGUUAUGUGUAUUUGGAAAUUCAGACACAGAAAAGGACAAAGAAGAGUGUACACAAUCAUUGAUUGGUUUAGCAACAUGUUUACCUUAUGUUACAGCUAAUGCACCAGCUCCUACACCAGAUUGCUGCACUGGCUUGAAACAAGUGUUGAAAGCUAGCAAGAAGUGUCUUUGUUUGCUAAUCAAGGACAGAAAUGAUCCUGAUUUAGGGCUUAAUCUCAAUGUUACACUUGCUUUAAGCCUACCCUCUGUUUGUCAAGCCCCUGCUAACAUUUCUCAAUGCCCUGCUCUUCUCCACUUGCCUCCAAAUUCACCAGAUGCUCAAGUGUUCUAUCAAAUAAGUAAUGGUUCAAGUAGCAUUGCUAGCAGUCCACAAGCAAAUAGUCCCAUUCCUUCGGAUGAUGUUGGGCUGCCCUGGGUCAGCGUUCACUAUUAUGCCUACGCCCGUCCAUCCUUUCAAGCUUGACCAUUUCCUUAGACUUGUUAUCUUGUUCGGCUGAACUCGUUACAAUUAACUAAAGAUAUAUUGAUGUGUAAAAAUUUGAAGGAGCUUGACAAUAUUUUUUUUUUUUUUUUUU
Molecule: messenger RNA, 1024 nt
Organism: Nicotiana tabacum (common tobacco)
Lineage: Eukaryota; Viridiplantae; Streptophyta; Magnoliopsida; Solanales; Solanaceae
Source: RefSeq, a predicted model, not a curated record